Austrofundulus limnaeus is the source of this 1676-nucleotide messenger RNA. It is a transcript of the gene hs3st1, whose product is annotated as heparan sulfate (glucosamine) 3-O-sulfotransferase 1. Gene Ontology annotation, molecular function: [heparan sulfate]-glucosamine 3-sulfotransferase activity. NCBI's taxonomy places the organism in Eukaryota, Metazoa, Chordata, Actinopteri, Cyprinodontiformes, Rivulidae. The record is from RefSeq and is a predicted model, not a curated record.
CGGAUCUGGAUCCGAAAAUCUCCCUGCUGAGGAAGCGUCGGUGGUCCGAGCAGAGAGACCCGGACUGAAAGACAUGAGCUCUUUUUUAGAGGGAGGGGACGAUUUUGGUUUAAAAAGGUUGUGAGGAAGCAGCUUCCCUUCGAUCCGAUCCUCUUGUCCUUCAGGCCGACACUCUUUCGAUGUGGGAGACGGUUUCGCUGCAUUCGCCAGGCUGAAAUCCUCCAGGGUCAGGACCUCCCUCAUGGCAGCCUUGCUCCUCGGGCUGCUGCUCUUCGCGUUGCAGUCCCCUCCUCUCCCCUCCAGGCCGCUGGCGGACGGGGGGUCGUCCCCGCCCCCCACCCUCUCGCCCGCCGACAACGCMACCGCCAGCCACCCCAACGGGACCCUGCAGCAGCUCCCGCAAAUAAUAAUCAUCGGCGUGCGGAAGGGCGGCACGCGGGCGCUGAUCGAGAUGCUCAGUUUGCACGGCGCCGUGGCGGCGGCUCAGAACGAGGUGCACUUCUUCGACUGGGAGAGCCACUUCCAGAAGGGCUUGCCCUGGUAUCUCAGCCAGAUGCCUUACGCCUUCCCCGAGCAGCUGACGGUGGAGAAAACGCCGGCCUACUUCACGUCCGGCAAAGUCCCGAAGCGCAUCCACCAGAUGAACCCCAACAUCAAGCUCCUGCUCAUCCUCAGAGACCCCACAGAGCGGGUGCUCUCGGACUACACCCAGGUCUUCUACAACCGCCUCCAGAAACACAAGAGCUACCAGCCGAUCGAGUCCGUGCUGGUGAAGGACGGCGAGAUCAACCUGGGCUACAAGGCCCUCAACCGCAGCCUGUACUACGUCCACAUGCAGAACUGGCUGCAGUACUUCCCCCCGGAGAGCAUUCACGUCGUGGACGGGGACAGGCUAAUCAAGGACCCCCUGCACGAGAUGCAAAAAGUGGAGAAGUUCUURAACCUGGAGCCUCAGUUGAACGCUUCCAAUUUUUACUUCAACAAAACAAAAGGAUUCUACUGCCUGAGAGACCACGGGCGAGAAAGGUGUUUACACGACUCAAAGGGGAGGGCGCACCCUCACGUGGCUCCUGCCGUCCUGCAGAAGCUCUACCAGUUCUUCCACGAACCCAACAGGAAGUUCUUUGAGCUGGUGGGACGAACAUUCGACUGGAAAUGAACCUUUGGUUUUCUCUCUAACAGCUCGAAGGGGGGAAAAAAACUCGUGUAAAUUUUAACUAAAUCUAUUUUUUUACUCUUUGUUUUUGUUACACCGAYGUGAUCGAGCCAAAUAUCGGACAGAUGUCAGGUUCUCUGUGUGAAAGUCGUACAUUUUACUGAAAUUUUGCGCAGUCAGAAACAAUUCGACUUUUGGCCAGUGCCCAAACUUGUUACAUAAAGAUAUGCACUGAGCAGUUUURUAUUGUCGAACCUCCGUCUUUCACUUUAUAUAACACGACUUUAGUGUCUUGCGACAUUUAGACCUCUGAAGGAAUUUACCUGCUGCUAGGAUUUUUUAUUUUAUUUUUUGGGUCACUUUCAGGCACAAACAAUCCUGAUUUUUGUUGCCUAAAAUUUACUUUAUGUUGUUAUAAAUCCUGUGUGCACAUCAGAUAUUGCUAAUCAAUAAUUAUGUAUUGUACAUUUUUUAAACUAAGAAAUUAAUACCAUAAUAAAAAUGUAUUUUAUUUUUAGGA